This is a messenger RNA of Miscanthus lutarioriparius, 1209 nucleotides long. NCBI's taxonomy places the organism in Eukaryota, Viridiplantae, Streptophyta, Magnoliopsida, Poales, Poaceae. The record is from the annotation of a GenBank genome assembly.
AUGGCCGCCGUCGAAGAAGAUUCGGCGCCUGCAGCAGCAGCCGCUGCCGCUUCCGAUCCCACCGCUGGCUCCAGUGAUAAUGAGAUAACAGUGGAAGAGGCCUCUUUUGUGCAUACUGAACCUCCCCAGGAUGGCAGUGCUCCACCCGUGGUUUCCUCUGAUAUGGAGGUUCUUCAUGAUAAAGUUAAGAAACAAGUCAUCAAAGAAGGCCAUGGCAAGAGACCCUUAAAGUUUGCGACGUGCUUUGUGCACUAUAGAGCAUGGGUUCAAGGAUCAUCUCAUAAAUUUGAGGAUACGUGGCAGGAACAGCAUCCAAUUGAACUAGUACUUGGAAAAGAGAAAAAGGAAAUGUCUGGUUUAGGCAUUGGUGUUGGCAACAUGAGAAGCGGGGAGUGUGCAUUGUUGCAUGUUGGUUGGGAGCUAGGCUAUGGCAAAGAAGGAAGCUUUUCGUUCCCAAAUGUCCCUCCAAUGGCAGACCUUGUUUAUGAAGUUGAACUUAUUGGAUUUGAUGAUAUCAAGGAGGGGAAAGCUCGAAGUGACAUGACAGUUGAGGAGAGGAUUGCAGCUGCAGACCGGAGAAAGAUUGAAGGCAAUGAAUAUUUCAAAAAAAAGAAGCUUGAGGAGGCCAUGCAGCAAUAUGAAAUGGCAAUUGCGUACAUGGGUGACGAUUUCAUGUUUCAAUUGUUUGGGAAGUACAGAGACAUGGCCUUGGCUGUGAAAAAUCCAUGUCACCUCAACAUGGCUGCGUGCCUUAUCAAACUAAAUAGAUUCAAUGAAGCUAUUGUGCAGUGUAGCAUCGUCUUGUCAGAGGACGAAAGUAACGUGAAAGCACUAUUCAGGCGAGGAAAAGCUAAAUCUGAACUUGGCCAGACAGAAUCGGCCAGGGAGGAUUUCCUGAAAGCGAAGAAAUACUCCCCAGAAGACAAGGAGAUCCUUUGGGAGCUCCGGUUGCUCGCAGAACAAGACAAGGUUCUGUACCAAAAGCAGAAAGAGCUAUACAAAGGUCUCUUUGGGCCAAGGCCUGAAGUGAAACCAAAGAAGGCAAACUACCUCCCUAUUUUCUGGCAGUGGCUGGUGUCCUUAAUUCAUUAUCUGAUUCGGAUGUUCAAACAUUUCAUUCUCCUGAUGAAUUCUGUUGCAACUGAAACUGCAGUUGCUCGCAGAGCACAAAAAUCUCAGUUCAUUGCUAUGGUAUUACAACCAUUCUAA